AUGGCGGCGUCCGCUUUUGUCGGCCUUGUUGUCGUUUCCUUAGCGGCGCUUUGCCGGACUUUCGCCGCCGACAACGAGAACGGCGAGGCCCGGAGUCCUAAUAACAGUAGCAGCGGCGGCGUUGGCACGGCCGGAAGCGGAAAUGGCAAAGAAGGCUUGACGGGCUUCGGCGUCGACCCGUCGAUGAUGCAGCGGGCCGCUUACGUGCUCAUCGCCAUCACCGCCAUGGGAUUUCUAUACUUUAUCGUCAGGGCCGGCUGUGUGAAAAAGACCGCGCCCAGGAAGAAGUACGGCCUGCUGUCUCGCUCGGAGGACACCGUGGAGCUGACGGCGGCGGCCAGCGACGACGAGGACGACAACACGCUCUACGAAGCGCGGCCCCUCCGCAGGUGA
Nerophis lumbriciformis (worm pipefish) is the source of this 393-nucleotide messenger RNA. Lineage: Eukaryota; Metazoa; Chordata; Actinopteri; Syngnathiformes; Syngnathidae. The record is from RefSeq and is a predicted model, not a curated record.